Molecule: messenger RNA, 460 nt
Organism: Guillardia theta CCMP2712
Lineage: Eukaryota; Cryptophyceae; Pyrenomonadales; Geminigeraceae
Exons: 2
Coding region: 4-267 (87 amino acids)
Source: RefSeq, a predicted model, not a curated record
AGAAUGUGGGCGGACAUCCAACAUUAUCAACAACUCAGAUCUUCUUUCUCCCGAGGUCUCUUCACCUCGCUCGAACUUGUGGAUCCUCUCGGGAGCUGGAACGAGGGUGCAUGGCAGAUGACUCCCUUCAAUGGGGAAGGAGUGAACGACAAUGCUGCCAUGAGGGUAGGAACGGAUCCAGCGAGCUAUCAGACGACUGGAGGAUACGCGCUGUACCCCGGAGUCCUUCCCUCCUGUAAGGACGGGCAUGAGGCGCCAUGCUCGUAAAGCGCUGCGGGAGGCUGUGAGAGCAGAGAUCUGAUGCUUCCUCGUCUUUGUUAACUCACUCUGCUCUCCCUCCCCUGCCCUUCACGCUCGCUCGUACGCCUUCUCUGAGACUAUGUGUGCGAGCCAGCAGGACAUGGUGAGCUCCUGUAGUCUUGUAAGUUUGCUCUGUUGCCAUGAAACAGAAUCAGUUUUG